Messenger RNA from Racocetra persica, 592 nucleotides. NCBI's taxonomy places the organism in Eukaryota, Fungi, Glomeromycota, Glomeromycetes, Diversisporales, Gigasporaceae. The record is from the annotation of a GenBank genome assembly.
UAUCUGGUCUAAUUGAACAAAAAUCAGCCGCUGAUAAAAUUGGUAUUCCUUUAGCCCCCAAGCCCCUGUUUUACUCCAAAUAUGUGUUAGAAAAACUGGGACCCAAAAUAGCCAUUAUGGUUAAAGGAACUGAAUACAGCAAAGAGUUGGAUCUAUUAUUGCCACAACUGGAAAGCUUAGGGGGAAAAGGUCGUAUUAUAGCCCUUUCCGAAACUGCUUUGGCUGAGGUUAGCGAUUUUGCUCCCACCGGAUUAUUUUGGCGUUGUCAUGCAGCUCUGGUUGAACAUUCUGAACUAGUGCUGCAACUGGCCAAGUUAGGUCUACCACAAAUAUCAUCUUUUGAGUCUUUAUUUAUUUCUGGGGACAAAUCAUUUCUAACUAUUCUAAAAAAAAGAGAUACCACCGGCACGAUUCCUCAAACUUAUGUUUUGUCAAAAAAUGACCUGGCUCAAAAUCUUAAUUUGCUGGUCAAAGAUCGAUCCGUGCUAAAACCCGGCGACUCAGCCCGGGGUGAGGGGGUUUUCCUGGGCAAAAACUUUACUAAUCAGGCUUGGGAAAAGAAAAUAAAGGAAGUUAUGAAUUCUCAGAAAGA